AAAUCCUUGGCUUCUCCCAAGAAGCAAGACCGUGACAAAGGAACUGGGUCAGAGGAGAGCCAUUUCCGGAGCAGAGCAGGAGGGAACUGGGUCAGGCUACGCAGGCCAGGCAGCCAGCCCGCCACGUCGACCUCACGGCCAUGGCCCAACCCUUCUCUUCUUCCUUCUCCUGCUUCCCUCGCCGCCCGCCUGCCUCCACCUCCUCCUGCUUCCCUCGCCGCCCGCCUCCUCCCACCUCCUCCCCAAGAACGAGAGCGUCUGCCCUCUCCUCUUCUUGGCACCCUCCCAGGCGCAGAGCGCGCCGCCGGUUCGUCACGGCCGCGUCCUCCCUCCACCUCGGCCCGGACCAGAUCGCCGAGCUCGCGCGCAACAAGGUUUUGAUUGCGGCGACCGCGGCGACCGCGAUCGGGCAGCUGUCCAAGCCGUUCACUUCGGGGAGCGGCCGCCUCCUUGACCUAAGGACCGUCUUCCGGUCCGGAGGGAUGCCCUCCACCCACUCUGCUGGUGUUGUGGCAGUGGCUACUUCGCUUGGGCUAGAAAGGGGGUUUGCAGACUCCAUAUUCGGGAUGUCAGUGGUGUUUGCAGCGAUUGUAAUGUAUGAUGCUCAGGGAGUCAGAAGAGAGGUUGGUAACCAUGCAAAGGUUCUGAACAAGUUCUUGGUCCUUAGAGAGAAGGCACUUCAGGAUUCGGAGGUGGACAUGGCUUCUGAGCUCGUUUCAGUUCCGGAGGAGGCGAUUUCUUCGUCCCGUUCAAAUGCGAGCCCCUCCCUGAGGCACAGUUCUGGGACAGCAUCUCCAAGGUUGAGCGCGCUCCGGAGUUCAGGUUCAGAAUCUGAGGUAACUGAACUGGCGGAGCUGAAGCUAGAGGAGGGUUCCCAGUUGAGCGAAUCUGUUGGCCACACAGAGCUCCAGGUCGCGGCCGGCGCCUUGUUAGGCUUUGUUGCAAGCUUAGUCGUAUAUGCGACACUGUGACGCCACUAUUUUUACGUUCUUAGUCACAUGUCUGCUAUUUGGUUACUUCAACUGUAAUACAAGUGAUUAUUCAUUGUUACAACGAUUAAAUAGGAAAAACCUUUCAUCAAAUGAUAUGAACUGAGAUGACGUUUGAGCC
Phragmites australis (common reed) is the source of this 1110-nucleotide messenger RNA. RefSeq lists its product as uncharacterized. NCBI's taxonomy places the organism in Eukaryota, Viridiplantae, Streptophyta, Magnoliopsida, Poales, Poaceae. The transcript is spliced from 5 exons. The record is from RefSeq and is a predicted model, not a curated record. The coding region runs from base 141 to 971 and encodes 276 amino acids.